Molecule: messenger RNA, 789 nt
Organism: Stylonychia lemnae
Lineage: Eukaryota; Ciliophora; Spirotrichea; Sporadotrichida; Oxytrichidae
Source: the annotation of a GenBank genome assembly
AUGCAGAACAUGUCAUCUGAAUAACAUGCCAUGAUUUUGGAGAAAAAUUUGAAUUCUUAGAGAGAGAUUUAAAGCAUGAUGAGUGGGCUAAACUACACCAAGAAGCUAAAGAAUUAAGCCAUGAAUCUUGAUAAUUAAACAGAUAAGUUGAGAGAAAUAAGUGCAUAAAUGAGAAAUAGAGAUUUGAUUUCUAUUAGUACAACACUGCAGCAUAAUAAUGACGAUGAAGAUAAUAAAAAAUAUUAAGAUGAAAAAUCUGAUGAAGAUAUCAUUAUCAAGUCAUCAAGUAACUUUAGCUUUAAUGUUUAUAAAGAAGAAUAGGGUUAGAAGAAUGCUAAUGAGAAUUCAAAUAAAAAAGCUGUAAAUGCGAAGUAGACCGAGGAUAAAUAAUCAGUGAUAAUCAAUCCAAAGAAGAAGAGAUAUAGACUCAUAAAAGAGACUAAGAAAGUGUCAAAUUAUGCUUUGGAUGAUAUAUAAUAAAGUUAGAUACUAACUGAAUUAAGAUUGCUUUAGACAUUCAGCACUGAAACUAUAUACGAUUUAAUAUUCCUACAUCUGCAACAAAAAUACAUAGGUUUGAGCUUUUUGGAGAAAGAAUAAAUAGUAUUUAACUAUCUUUAAGAUAACUAAAAAUUCUUCAUUGAGUGUACAGAUCUAAUAGAUAAGAUUGAUCAUGAAUAAAGCUUGAAGGAUCUAAAGUUAGAAGUUAAAAAGCAGGGUAUAAUCAUGAAGGAUAAAUAGAGAGUAGUUAGUUUAUCAGGAAACUGCAGUCAUACUGAUAAGCUUUGA